This is a messenger RNA of Agrilus planipennis (emerald ash borer), 904 nucleotides long. RefSeq names its product nuclear receptor subfamily 2 group E member 1-like. Bases 107 to 904 code for a protein of 265 amino acids. The record is from RefSeq and is a predicted model, not a curated record. NCBI's taxonomy places the organism in Eukaryota, Metazoa, Arthropoda, Insecta, Coleoptera, Buprestidae. The transcript is spliced from 7 exons. Gene Ontology annotation, biological process: anatomical structure development; regulation of transcription by RNA polymerase II; cell differentiation. Gene Ontology annotation, molecular function: nuclear receptor activity; zinc ion binding; RNA polymerase II cis-regulatory region sequence-specific DNA binding.
GUUUAAUUUAUGGUUAUUAUUUUGGGCGGUAUGUAAUUCAUAAGUUACGAACAGGGUUUGUUUUCAUUCGAAAACCUGGACGAUACAGUAUCUAGCAUUAACUCAUAUGGAAGAAGCGAGCAAUACUCAAUCGAAGAAUGAGUCACUAUGCAAAGUUUGUGGCGACAAAGCUUCCGGAAAACACUACGGCGUACCAAGUUGCGACGGCUGCAGAGGAUUCUUUAAAAGGAGCAUUCGAAGAAACCUUGAGUAUGUAUGCAAAGAGAACGGAAGAUGUGUCGUUGAUGUAACUCGAAGAAAUCAGUGUCAAGCUUGCAGAUUUAAGAAAUGUCUCCAAGUCAAUAUGAAACGAGAUGCUGUUCAACAUGAACGUGCUCCCCGAUCUAUUCAAACAGGCUUUCACCACCAUCAUCAUUACGGUUUAAAUUUUACCUCAAAACUUCGAGGGAUUCCCGGCAAAUCAGCAUUAGAACCUAAUUCACGUUUAGAACUUCCUACCAUUGGAGAAAGUACGACAAAAAGUAUUGUUCGAUCGACAGACGCGUCUUGUAUGUCGUCGUAUUCGAUAGAAAAUAUUUACGAAUCAGCAGCAAAGUUACUUUUCCUGGCACUAAAAUGGGCAAAGACAAUCCCAUCAUUUUUGCAGCUUUCGUGUAGAGAUCAAUCGAUAUUGUUAGAAGAAAGCUGGAACGAACUUUUUAUUCUUACCGCAGCCCAGUGGGACUUACCUAUAGACGAAAAUUUUUUAGUUAAUAACGUUUCAAGACAAACAGCCAGAAACGAAUUUCUAGAAGAAGACGCCCGCAAACUAAGCGACAUCAUAAACAGACUAAAUCUUCUCCAUGUAGAUCAUACUGAGCAUGCGUGUUUAAAAGCAUUAGUGCUUUUUAAAUCAGGUAAGUAA